Messenger RNA from Ostrinia nubilalis (European corn borer), 3749 nucleotides. Its product is annotated as titin homolog. The record is from RefSeq and is a predicted model, not a curated record. The transcript has 6 exons. NCBI's taxonomy places the organism in Eukaryota, Metazoa, Arthropoda, Insecta, Lepidoptera, Crambidae. Gene Ontology annotation, molecular function: protein binding. Gene Ontology annotation, cellular component: extracellular region. Bases 126 to 2780 code for a protein of 884 amino acids.
CUCGUCGCGACUGCACGCCCGGCAUGGCGACCGCGCGCUGACCGGCCACACUGAUACGUGAUCAUACUGUGCUGUGAAUAUUUACACCAAACACCACUGUGCACACACACCUCGAUAACGCACCAAUGAAACGGUCAAAAGGCGACAUGACGUCGCCGACGAGCCUGCUGCUGCUGGCUGCAGCGUUCCAUUUCCUUACUUUAAGUAGUGCGGGUCCCCUGGGUCCCUUGCCAAAUGUAACGAGUUCUGAUUUAGGAUUAAAAGAAGGCAGCUGCGCAGUGGGUGAUGUGGUGUACAUGCCCGGGGACGAAUUCCCCGGGUCCGGGCCGUGCGAGCGCUGCGCGUGCGCCGCGGGCGACGUGCGCUGCAGCCGCCAGCGCUGUGAGCCGCGGCCCGGCUGCAAGGCGCUGCACCGCCCCGACCAGUGCUGCCCUACCUACCAGUGCGAAUGUGAGCAAGAAGGUCGUGUGUAUGGCAACGGCGAGAAGUUGGUCGACCCCGCCGACCCCUGCCGCGUGUGCUACUGCCAGGGCGGCGAGGUGGUGUGCCGGCGCAUCGCCUGCUUCCUGCGCGACGACUGCCAGCCGCGCCUCGUGCCCGGCCGCUGCUGCCCCGAGUACGACAACUGCCCGCUGAGAGGAGUGACUGCUGCACCUGGUUCUCAGCCAACCAUUUCUAGUAUCUCUUCUGUAGAAAAUAUGGUUGCGAGCGCUGCACCUCCUGCGCCAAAGGAAAACAUCAAGCAAGAAAUCACAAUUAAGGAAAUCACCCCUGUUUCGGAGAUCCCAAUUAUCACCGAUGUGAAGAUAAAGGAGAUUCUCCCAUCUCCCAGUAUCGAGGUUGCCGAAUAUUCAUCGUCAAAAUCGCCACUUAUUCCACGUGAGGCUACAUCCGAACAAAGCGCGACGAGUCCAGUUGAAAUUACCGAACGCCCUGUCAUAAUCGAAAUACUUCCAUCAUCACCACCAAUAUUUGUUGCAUCUUCACCUCCUGAAAUAGUAGCUUCGUCCAGUGAAAUAUCUGAAAGCAAAACUACACAUGAUUCGCCACCGUCAAAAAUAAGUUUUUCUACUCAAGAUUCCAUCAAUAGCGAAAUUUAUCCAUCAAACGGACCAAACCCAGGAACUGUAGGCUCGCCUGCUACUAUACAGGAAGUAAUUCCUGUUGCGACUACUACUAAAGCUCCAGUAGUCAUUGAAGAAGAAGAUCCGGCUAUUUUUGAUCACAACCCUGCUUUCCCACCCAUACCCGAUGAUUUGUCAGUUCAGGGAAAUCAUGAAGAUGAAAUCAUUCCAGAUCCAAAAACUGAUGGUUACUAUGUUUCUGGUGGACAUGAAGUGAUGAGUAUCACAAGCACAGAGUCCUCUGUAGCUCCUGAGGCAGUAAUAACAACCUUAAAAGAAAUCCCUGAUGUUCACACAUCGACUACAACAGUUAUACCAGAAAAACCAGCAGAUAUAGCCACUACCAAAUUAGAGGCUGUUGAUGCAGUAUCAACAACUAAAGAAAUUCCCUUGAUUAAUCUAAGAUCUGCUAUACCUACUGAAAUACUCAAUGUGCCAUCAUCAGCACCUGAAGAAGUAACAGGUAACUUAGAUGAUAUCACAAACCCAACUACGAGUUCUGAGACACCUUUACCUGUAGCCACAACGGAGUCUGCAGAAAAAGAAGAACUAACUACUCCUGAAAAGAUUCCUACAUUGCCUGAAAUACUUUCUACUAAUCCUACCAUAAUGGGCUUAAGAAAAUUAGAUACACUAACAACACCCAAUAUUGAAACUUCAAGCGUAAAAAUUGAUGAAGAAACUAUUAGUACGACAGGAAAUUCUGAUGCACCUACUGAGAUAACAUCGCAAACUGAAUUUAGCUCACUGCCAAUAGAAACCAGUGACCAGAAUCCUCAUGAAGAAUCAGCAAAGGAAAAAUCUAUCACAUCUUCAGCUGGACCGACGGUAUUUGAAAUAACUCCAACUAAACUUUUACCUGUUGAACCAGAGGUAAUUACUGUUUCUAGGAAUAUACCUUCAGAAAAUCAAUCGCUUGAAAAUGUGGAAACUACUGAGUUUAUACUAACAUCAUUUGGUUCUGCUGAAAGUGCCACCGAUACCGUUGAGCUCAUUAAAAUAUCUCCAGACGCGGGUAAAAGCGCUGCCAUAAUAGAGUCAGAAGAUGGGAAGAACACUAACGUAUUGACAGAUCUUAUUAACCUCGUCGGCGACGUGGCGUCCAUCAGUGACCACACGGACGCGCCUCGACACGUCACUGCGGCACCGAGCAUAUCGGACUCCGAAGAACUCAUACCAGUUAAUGCUGGAUACAAAAGCAAAAACAGCAACUGGAACCUCAACUCGAUUACUGAAGUUGUACCAAAAAGUAAAAAUGCUUCUCCUGUAAAUAAGCAGAAAAUUAUAGAGAUUGAAGAUGAUGAAGAUGGCAUCACAGACUCUCCUCCGCCUAACGACAAGGUGGAGCCUACAACGCGACGGCCAAUAAUCGAUAAUGUGUCAGCUGAUAUGCCAGAAAACAAAACGGAUAAAAAAGACAUCGAAUUAAUCACCCCGUAUGUGCCGGCUGAAAAAAGGCCCACGAAAGUGGUCAUGAAGAAAAACAACGAGAAACCAUUAUCUGAUGACGCUCCAGCUUCGGCAGAGAUUGCUACUGAGUCGACGGUAACUUCAAACGAGAUUACAACUCCUGAAGAUCGUGAUGAAACUUCUUCAGAAGCAAGUGAGAGGAUAGAAGAUUUAGCCAACUCAACUUCGAGCUCGACGGCGCAGUGAGAGCCCGCACAAAAAUGUUUGACGGAACCUCAGCUUAUCAGCAUUUUGUAGAGAAUAAGUUUCGUUUUUGAAACUAUAAGUUAUCGUAGAAACUAUUAGGUUUACAUGCGUAUAGCAGCCCUAUCAGAUAUAGUGUAAUCCUUGUCAAUUGGGUGCCCAGUCGCGGAGAUAACUUCGCGUUGGGGCUAUUUAUACUUCGAUGUAAGUAGACGACCAGUGCUACUGGUCCAAUUAAAUGUGUAUUAGCUGGACAAAUUAUUUAUAAUAAUAUAAAAUUAGUGUUAGAGUGCGUAAAACGACGGUUGGGCGCGACACGCGUCGAUUGCAUUGUGUCAAAUUAAGAAGCGAAGUAUUAGUCGAUAGAUCUUCGUGUUAUAGGAUAAGUUAUUUAUUUGUUUAGUGAGAGAUCGUGCGUAGUGAUCGAUAAGUAAGCAACCAAGCUAGUCAACAAGUGACACCGGCGCCCGCGCGCCUGCCACGUUGCCAUUACUGCUAGCUACGUAACAUGACAACCGCAUCAUAACAUUCCACGUAGUCGUAACCAUUUCGAUGUAAGAACAAACUCCUCGAUGUAGGUGUCAGAAGCUCAUAUAAAUGUAACAAAAUUUGGUACAAAUCGAAUUUGAUAUUAUAGAUUAUAUUAACCAUACCUUAUGAAUUAUUAUAGCGUUAGAUCUAGUUGAUUUAGAUUAUAUAUGUAUUGUGAUCGCACAUUCUUAAUUUAUUGCACUGAAGGCAAGUAAUUGGUUGCGUAGAGGCCGGUAAGCGUGUGCCGAGGCUGACGGGCCGUCAGCCGCCGACGGCCCGCUGACGGCCGCUGAGGGGAACCAGCCGGCGCUGGUCUGCUGUGUCUGCGGCUUCUUGCUCCGGAAGACUGAUCUUUUCCCGGGCAAUAAGCGCAUGUGCUCACUGUAUUAUUUAAUACCCAAUUAUUGUUUUUUUUUUACAAAUAAAAAAUACUAGACUGAA